AUGGCCUUGCAAGAUAAAUACUUAGGAGUGCCUCUUCUAAUUCAGAAGAACAAGGUAGAUACUUUUGGUCACUUAUCUGAAAAGUUUGGAAAUAGGAUGGAUUUAUGGAACGGUAAACAUCUUAAUCAGCUUGGUAGGACUGUUUUAGCUCAAACGGUUUUAGGGUCUGUAGCCUCACAUCAUUUAUCAUUUUUUUCAAUGCCAAAAGUUCUUACUGAUAAGUUCGAAAGGUUUCAGAGGAAUUUCGUUCUUAAUAAAAACCAAAACGGUAGAAGUCUUAAACUUAUCAAAUGGAAAACAGUUGCUCAACCUAAGGUUCUAGGUGGUUUGAAUCUUAAGAAAACUGAAGUGAUGAAUAUUUCCGGCUUACUAAAUUGGAAAACUCCUCCGUCCUCCCAAUUUGUUUCCUCAUCUUUGCAAACUAUUGAUCAACUCAUUGAUCAUGACAAUAAGUCAUGGAGACUUGAUAUCUUAACACCUUUGUUUAAUAAUGCAACUGUUAAUGAUAUCCUUAAUAUUAGAAUUUCUACUGUAGGAGAGGAUCAGUUGAGAUGGACUCCGGCAGAUAAUGGUCUUCUUUCUGUCAAAACAACAUAUAGAGUACUUGACACAGUUAACAGAAAUGCUAGUGUUGAUCAUAUGGUUAAUCUUUUUCCUUGGAACAAAUUUUGGAAAUCUGUUUUACCUCCUGAGAUUAUGCAUUUUAUUUGGAAAUGUGUGCAUGGUUGUCUACCAGUUAGCGAAAGGCUAGCUAGAUAUGUAGCUGAUAUUAAUCCAAAAUUCCCCUUUUAUGAUAGAGAAAAUGAGACUGUGCAACAUUUAUUGAUUGAUUGUGAUGUUUUUGAAGCCAUUCGGUUAACAGUGAAUAUUCUAAUAUUGCAGGAUUAUGCAGUGGUUUAG
This is a messenger RNA of Papaver somniferum (opium poppy), 900 nucleotides long. RefSeq lists its product as uncharacterized. The coding region runs from base 1 to 900 and encodes 299 amino acids. The transcript has 2 exons. The record is from RefSeq and is a predicted model, not a curated record. Lineage: Eukaryota; Viridiplantae; Streptophyta; Magnoliopsida; Ranunculales; Papaveraceae.